AGACCCCCGGCCCGCCCCCCCCUCGGGCCCCUCGGGCCACUUGGCCUGGCCACAACAUGUUCUCCAGGAAGAAGCGGGAGCUCAUGAAAACCCCUUCUAUCUCGAAAAAGAACCGGGCGGGAAGCCCCUGUCCGCAGCCCUCGGGGGAGCUCCCCAGGAGAGAUGGGGCUGAUGCAGUGUCCCUGGCGCCCAGCCUGGAACCACCAAGUGUGGCCUUGAAUGCCAAGGCCACGGGCACACUCAAGAGGCCCACCAGCCUAAGCCGCCAUGCCAGUGCUGCCGGCUUCCCACUGUCCGGAGCCAGCACCUGGACGCUGGGCCGUGGCCACCGCAGCCCACUGUCAACAGCCAGCCCAGCUGAGGGACCCAUCCAGGGACCCUGCCCCGACACUGUGGAGGACAUCUCCCACCUGCUGGCUGACGUGGCCCGCUUCGCCGAGGGCCUUGAGAAGCUGAAGGAGUGUGUUCUGCGUGAAGACCUCCUAGAGGCCCGCCGGCCGCUUGCCCAUGAGUGCCUGGGUGAGGCCCUCCGCGUGAUGCACCAGGUCAUCUCCAAGUACCCACUGCUGAACACCGUGGAGUCGCUCACAGCUGCCGGCACCCUCAUUGCCAAGGUCAAAGCCUUCCAUUAUGAGUGCAACAAUGAUUCAGACAAGCAGGAGUUUGAGAAGGCCUUGGAGACCAUCGCAGUCUCCUUCAGCAGCACUGUGUCCGAGUUCCUCAUGGGUGAAGUGGACAGCAGCAUCCUCCUCUCAGUGCCCCCUGGGGACCCGGGCCAGUCCAUGGAGAACCUGUAUGGACAGGGGAGCGAGGGUGCCCCGCCCAGCAGUGAGGACUGUGAUGAGGGCUGCCUCUCCCCGGAGGCGGUGGACACGCUGCUGCAGCGCUGUGAGGGGGGUGUGGACGCCGCGCUGCAGUACGCCAAGAACAUGGCCAAGUACAUGAAGGACCUCAUCGGCUACCUGGAGAAGCGGAGCGCGCUGGAGACGGACUUUGCCAAAGGCCUGCAGAAGAUCGUCCAGAACUGCAGACAGAGCGUCAUGCAGGAGCCGCACAUGCCCCUCUUGUCCAUCUACUCGCUGGCCCUGGAGCAGGACCUGGAGUUCGGCCACGGCCUGGUGCAGGCGGUGGGCACGCUGCAGACCCAGACCUUCGUGCAGCCCCUGAACCUGCGGCGGCUCGAGCACGAGAAGCGCAGGAAGGAGAUCAAGGAGUCUUGGCACCGUGCCCAGAGGAAGCUGCAAGAGGCAGAGUCCAAUCUGCGCAAGGCCAAGCAGGGCUACGUUCAGCGCUGCGAAGACCACGACAAGGCCCGCUUCCUAGUGGCCAAGGCGGAGGAAGAGCAGGCGGGCGCUGGCCCAGGUGCAGGGGGCGCGGCCUCCAAGACCCUGGACAAGAGGCGGCGCCUGGAGGAGGAGGCCAAAAACAAGGCGGAGGAAGCCAUGGCCACGUACCGCACGUGCGUGGCGGAUGCUAAAACGCAGAAGCAGGAGCUUGAGGACACCAAGGUGACGGCACUCCGGCAGAUCCAGGAGGUCAUCCGGCAGAGCGACCAGACCAUCAAGUCGGCCACCAUCUCCUAUUACCAGAUGAUGCACAUGCAGACGGCCCCGCUGCCUGUGCACUUCCACAUGCUGUGCGAGAGCAGCAAGCUGUACGACCCGGGCCAGCAGUACGCCUCCCACGUGCGCCAGCUGCAGCGCGGCGAGGAGCCAGACGUGCACUACGACUUCGAGCCCCACGUCUCCGCCAACGCCUGGUCCCCGGUCUUGCGCGCCCGAAAGGGCAGCUUCAACGUCAGCGAUGCCGCGGUGGCGGAGGCCGCGGGCUGCCCCCCGCAGGAAGGUGGGCUCGGCGACGGGGAGCUUGCCAAGGAGCGCAGGGGUGGGCGCGGACACCAGGUGCACAAGUCGUGGCCGAUCGCCAUCUCAGACUCUGACGCCAGUCUGGACCCCAGCCCUGGCUCAGGGGACUUUAAGAAGUUCGAGCGCAUGUCUUCCAGUGGCACCAUGUCGUCCAGCGAGGAGCUGGCCGACCAGGAGGGCAGCACAGGCGCAUCAGCCUUUGACCAGGAUGACCUCAAUGGCAUGGCCCCGGAGCUGCCUGUGGCCAUGCCCAGAGGGCCCUUCCGCCACGUGGGGCUGUCCAAGGCGGCCCGUACCCACCGGCUCCGGAAGCUCCGCACGCCGGCCAAGUGCCGGGAGUGCAACAGCUACGUGUACUUCCAGGGCGCCGAGUGUGAGGAGUGCUGCCUGGCCUGCCACAAGAAGUGCCUGGAGACCCUGGCCAUCCAGUGUGGCCACAAGAAGCUGCAGGGCCGCCUGCAGCUCUUUGGCCAGGACUUCAGCCAGGCCGCCCGCAGCACCCCGGACGGCGUGCCCUUCAUCGUCAAGAAGUGUGUCUUCGAGAUCGAGCAGCGGGCGCUGCGCACCAAGGGCAUCUACCGGGUCAAUGGGGUGAAAACGCGUGUGGAGAAGCUGUGCCAGGCCUUCGAGAACGGCAAGGAGCUGGUGGAGCUGUCGCAGGCCUCGCCCCACGACAUCAGCAACGUCCUCAAGCUCUACCUGCGCCAGCUGCCUGAGCCGCUCAUCUCCUUCCGCCUCUACCAUGAGCUUGUGGGGCUGGCCAAGGACAGUCUGAAGGCAGAGGCCGAGGCCAAGGCGGCAACCCGAGGCCGGCCAGAUGCCACCGAGAGAGAGGCUGUGGCCGUGGCCAUGGCGGGCCGGCUGCGGGAGCUCCUGCGGGACCUGCCGCCGGAGAACUGGGCCACGCUGCAGUACCUGAUGCGGCACCUGCGCAGGAUCGUGGAGGUGGAGCAGGAUAACAAGAUGACACCAGGGAACCUGGGCAUCGUGUUUGGGCCCACGCUGCUGCGGCCCCGGCCCACGGAGGCCACCGUGUCCCUCUCCUCCCUGGUGGACUACCCCCACCAGGCCUGCAUCUUGGAGACCCUCAUCAGCCACUACAGCCUGGUCUUUGAGGAGGAGCCCGAGGCGGCAUCCGGGUGCCAGGAUGUGACGUCCAACCAGGGGGCCGAGGUGGUGGUCCAGGAGCCGUACCCGGAGGUCAGCGGGGGCGUGGCCUUCCCCCUGCCGGAGGAGGCUGAGGAUGGGGGCCUCGAACCCCACGCUGCCUCCAAUGACUCCGACUCAGAACUGGAGGAGGCCUCGGACCUGCCGUCCCCGGCGGGUGGGGCGGCCCUGCACCGCCUCGGCUUCCUGGAGAAGCUGGGUGGCGAGGCGGGCGCGGAGGGCAGCCGGGACAGCCGCAGCGGCAGUGAGGAGCAGCUGGGCACUGCCACCGGGGAGGGGGAGGAUGGGCCCGGGCCUGGGGUCUGGGAGGACCUCGGGGAGGAGCCGGCCCAGCGGCUCGCCGAGCACAAUACCAACCAGUGCAACAACGUGGCUGCGGCCCGCCUGCCAGCCGUGAGGCUCCGCGGCGGGCGGCUGGCAGGGGGCGCAGGCUGGGAGAGGCGGCCAGAGUUCGUGUAGCUGGGGCAGCGGGCAGGUCUGCUCCAGGCUCCUGUCCCUGCAGACACGUUACCGAGAGGCCUCUCCUUCCGCCCACAGCGGCAAGGGCAUCACUGGCCAACUUUUCCAGAAGCUUCUGCCCGCGCUGCUCCGCACACCCACCAGGCCCCACUCCGCUGAGCUGGGGGAUUCUGCUCUUGGGGUCGCCCAGGCUGUGAUGGAGGGACCCUGCCCACCCUGGCGCUGGGCCGUGGAGGCCACACGGCAGCCGGGAGGAGGGCUGGACGCCUUUGUGGAUGGUGGGCGGGCGGCCUCGGGAUGCCCUGGCUUUUACGGAAAACUGGGUUUGGAUACCUGGGGCUGAGGAGGCAGUGAAGUUCCAAGAUGGAGUUCUUUGACAGGCACACUCCUUUUGCAUAAAAUAAAGUCU
This is a messenger RNA of Eubalaena glacialis (North Atlantic right whale), 3900 nucleotides long. It is a transcript of the gene ARHGAP45, whose product is annotated as Rho GTPase activating protein 45. Gene Ontology annotation, cellular component: membrane. The transcript has 23 exons. Bases 57 to 3491 code for a protein of 1144 amino acids. The record is from RefSeq and is a predicted model, not a curated record. Gene Ontology annotation, molecular function: GTPase activator activity. Gene Ontology annotation, biological process: signal transduction; activation of GTPase activity. Lineage: Eukaryota; Metazoa; Chordata; Mammalia; Artiodactyla; Balaenidae.